AAGUGGGACACUAACAAGAGGAGACAACAUGGCAAUAGAAAUAUCAGUGGUCAGUGUGGGGGCUCUGUUGCUGAUUGUGCUGCUGUUGAUGGUACUGAUUUGCACCUCUGGUCAGGGCAACAACUCCAUCCAGGGAAACAACAAGGGAAAAGUUGAAUCCAGACUACUGCAGCGUCUGUUUCAGCUCCGACCCUGCUCCUCACUUCCUUCUCUCCCAGGUCCACCCAGUCUCUUCCUCAUCGGCAACAUGAUGGAGCUGACACAUAAUCAUCUGCCGAUACACCUAAACAAUCUGGCACAGCAGUACGGAAACAUCUUCCGCCUUAAAUGUGGAAACACAACCAUGGUGGUGCUUAACAGCAGUGAGGUCAUAAGAGAAGCACUUGUGAAAAAGUGGUCAGACUUUGCAGGGAGACCAGUUUCAUACACAGCUGAUAUUGUGUCUGGAGGAGGGCGCACCAUCUCUCUGGGGGAUUACAAUGAGGAGUGGAGAGCACACCGCCGGCUCGUACACACUGCUUUACAGCGCUGCUGCCAGAGCUCUUUGCACGAGGUGAUAGAGAAACAGGCACUGCAUCUGAGGAAGGUUUUGUUGCAAUAUCAAGGCACAGCCGUUGAUCUUUCAGAAGAUUUCACAGUGGCAGCGAGUAAUGUCAUCACCACUUUGGCUUUUGGAAAAGAGUAUGAUAAGAGUUCCUCUGAGCUUCAGGAGCUGCACAGCUGUCUGAAUGAGAUUGUUGCUCUGUGGGGCUCCUCUUGGAUUUCUGCUCUGGACUCCUUCCCGCUGCUCAGAAAACUACCCAAUCCUGUGUUCGCCCGUCUUCUGAAAGAGGUGGCCAGGAGGGAUGAAAUAAUUAGAAAACAUCUUAACAAUUAUAAGUCGCAAGACAAGAAAAAUGAGGAUGCCAUCACAGCGUCUCUGCUGAAAGGCCUUGACACAGAUCAACACAAAGGCCAAGGAGCAGUACUCACAGAUGUUCAUGUUCACAUGGCCACUGUGGACCUUCUCAUUGGGGGAACCGAGACCACUGCAGCAUGGCUCAACUGGACUGUGGCAUUCCUCUUACAUAGACCAGAGGUGCAGACAAAGGUGUAUGAGGAGCUGUGCACAGUGCUGGAAGGAAGAUACCCCAAGUACAGUGACAGACACAGACUGCCUGUCCUGUGCUCUGUGAUCAGUGAGGUGCUCAGACUCAGGCCUGUUGCCCCGCUGGCUGUGCCUCACAGAGCCAUUAGGGACAGUAGUAUUGCAGGUUACUUCAUCCCCAAGAACACUGUCAUUAUUCCAAAUCUUUUUGGAGCUCAUCACGAUCCUGCAGUGUGGGCAGACCCGUACCACUUCAAACCAGAGCGCUUCCUGGAAGGAGGAGGCGGCUCCAACCGUUUCUUGAUCCCUUUUGGAGGGGGGGCCCGGCUCUGCCUGGGGGAGUCAGUUGCUAAAAUGGAGCUCUUUUUGUUCACUGCCUACUUGCUCAGAGAUUUCCAGUUCAUCCUUCCAAAGAGUGAAGCCUCUUUGCCUGACCUGAGAGGAGUUGCAAGUGUUGUGCUUAAGAUAAAGCCCUACACAGUAAUUGCACAACCAAGAUCUGUGACUUACCCAUAAAGGGGAGAGUCCAAACGGGUUGGCCAGGGGUGGCAUGCACCCCAUCCUCCAAAAAACUUUGACUACACAUUUGCUUUGUCGGGGGCAGUACUUUGGUUAAAAUCGACCUUUUGGGCUGCUCUAGGCCUGGUUCAUUCGUCUGUAUAGAAUCAACACUCACCUUGUCCAUGUAGCCCUGUUCCUAAGCAGAAGCCUAUGCACCUAGCCUGAUGUGCACCCCCUCCAAAAUGUAACUAUGCGUUGCAAUGGCACAGACUGCAAGACCUGCGACUAGUCUUCCAGGCAGCAUUACAUUUCCUGUAUGUACAGUAUAACAUUUGCAGAAUCACUGUAUAUUGACCUUACAUCAGCCUGCACUUUCCAUCUCCUCAGACCUCUCCUUUUUGUAAUAAAUGCUGUUUGUUCAACCGCAACAGAUAUAAGCUCCAAGUUAACAAACCACAAAAGCGUAAUAAUUUCCUGUGCAAAAAAAACAAGCAGUAGUUAGGCAAUGCAGAAGUAUAAAUCAGGCUUUAGGCUGCUUGUAGUGUUCUUGCGUUUCAAUAAAGCAUAUUUCAUGUUGUUAGUUCUUUAAAUUUUGACUUUAGAGACACAGCUUUUUUGAGUCUUAAAGAAUUAAGCAUGGACAGUUUAAAUGUUGCCCUUCUGUUGUGUUACUUGUUGUAGAUAAAAUGUCAUACACAUGAAUGUAUAUAUUUGAUGCUUUGAGAAAGAAAGGGUUAAUAAAUAGUUUCCUUCUGAA
This is a messenger RNA of Notolabrus celidotus (New Zealand spotty), 2345 nucleotides long. RefSeq names its product steroid 21-hydroxylase (gene cyp21a2). The record is from RefSeq and is a predicted model, not a curated record. Gene Ontology annotation, biological process: hormone biosynthetic process; progesterone metabolic process. The transcript is spliced from 12 exons. Lineage: Eukaryota; Metazoa; Chordata; Actinopteri; Labriformes; Labridae. The coding region runs from base 29 to 1603 and encodes 524 amino acids. Gene Ontology annotation, molecular function: steroid 17-alpha-monooxygenase activity; heme binding; iron ion binding.